This is a messenger RNA of Triticum turgidum subsp. durum (durum wheat), 1011 nucleotides long. Lineage: Eukaryota; Viridiplantae; Streptophyta; Magnoliopsida; Poales; Poaceae. The record is from the annotation of a GenBank genome assembly.
AUGGGGGUGAGGUGCCUGCUGCUCCUGGCUGUGCUCCUCUUGGCUGGGGAUCAUGGCGGGGAGGCGCAGCCGCUCGUGCCCGGGGUCUUCACGUUCGGCGACUCGUCGGUGGAUAUAGGUAACAACGACUACCUCCACACCCUCAUCAAGGCGGACUUCCCUCCCUACGGCAGGGACUUCCCCAACCGCGUGGCCACCGGGAGGUUUUGCAACGGCAAGCUGGCCACCGACAUCACUGCUGAUACACUGGGGUUCACGAGCUACCCGCCCGCGUAUCUCAGCCCGCAGGCGUCAGGGAAGAACCUUCUGAUCGGCGCCAACUUCGCAUCUGCUGGAUCAGGCUACUACGAUCACACCGCGCUUAUGUAUCAUGCCAUCCCUUUCUCCCAACAACUGGAGUACUUCAGGGAGUACCAAUCCAAGCUGACGGCGUUCGCUGGGAGCAGCCAGGCCAAGUCCAUCAUCAGUGGCUCAUUGUACAUCGUCAGCUUCGGUGCAAGUGACUUUGUGCAGAACUACUACAUCAACCCUCUGCUCUUCAAGACCCAGACCGUCGACCAGUUCUCGGACCGGCUCGUCAGCAUCUUCGUCAACAGCGCGACGCAACUUUACGGCAUGGGAGCGCGGCGCAUCGCGGUGACCACGCUGCCGCCCCUGGGCUGCCUCCCCGCGGCGAUCACGCUGUUCGGGCACGGGAGCACCGGUUGCGUGUCGAGGCUCAACAGCGACUCCCAGCGGUUCAACGGGAAGAUGAGCGCGGCCGUCAGCUCGCUGUCGAAGCGGUACCACGACCUCAAGAUCGCCGUCUUUGACAUCUACACGCCGCUCUUCAGCCUCGUCACCUCUCCUGGAGAUCAAGGUUCACGGAGGCGAAGCGGGGAUGCUGCGGGACGGGAAAGGUGGAGUUCACGGUGUUCCUCUGCAACCCCAAGUCGGUGGGGACGUGCUCGAACGCGUCAACCUACGUGUUCUGGGACGCCGUCCACCCGUCGGAGGCGGCCAACCAAGUGA